UAAGUAUUCUAUUUAUAUUUUGAGCAAAAGGAGCACUUGAAAUCCAAUGAUGUUGAUUCAUUGAAUGUUUGGCUUCUCCACCAUUGAGAAACAAGCCAUGGAGUGCGCCCAAUUUCAUUCCCUUUCAUUCAGUAUUCACUCUUCCCCUCCAAAACCCAUCUUCUAUAAAACCAACCAAUUUUUCAGAAUCAAAACCUCCGCAAGAUCCAAAAAACCAACCAAAUUUCUCCGCAGAAGAAACCCACCACCACCAACAGUACCAUUCGUUGAGGAAAACACAUUCCCAUCCUCUUUGCCGCUCCACAGCAAGAACCCACAUGCCAUUUACAAAGACAUUCAAGCAUUCGCUAGACAAAACAAGCUCAAAGAAGCCCUCGUCAUUUUAGACUACGUAGACCAACAAGGCAUCCCUGUUAAUCCCACCACCUUCUCUUCCCUCCUUGCCGCUUGCGUUCGUUCCAAAUCCUUAGCCGAUGGAAGACAAAUCCAUACUCAUAUUAGAACGAAUGGGCUCGAAAACAACGAGUUUUUACGUACCAAACUUGCUUAUAUGUACACUUCUUGUGGCUCCAUCGAAGAUGCCCAAAGGGUAUUCAAUGAAUGUACUAGCAAGAAUGUUUAUUCCUGGAAUGCUUUGCUUAAGGGCACUGUUAUAUCGGGUAAGAAACGGUAUUUGGAUGUGCUUUCUACCUACUCUGAAAUGAGGUCGUUGGCUGUCAAAUUGAAUGUGUACACUUUCUCUACUAUUCUUAAGAGCUUCGCUGGUGCAUCAGCAUUUAGACAAGGUUUAAAGGCUCAUGCCCUUUUGAUUAAAAAUGGUUUCAUUGAUAGUUCAAUGCUUAGGACUGGUUUGAUCGAUAUGUACUUCAAAUGCGGUAAGAUUAAACUCGCGUACCAUGUGUUUGAGGAAAUGACUGCGAGAGAUAUUGUUUUGUGGGGGGCAAUGAUCGCUGGUUUUGCUCAUAAUAGGAGGCAAAGGGAAGCUUUGGAUUAUGUUAGAUGCAUGAUAAGUGAAGGGAUAUAUCCGAAUUCUGUUAUACUUACUACAAUUCUUCCCGUGAUUGGGGAAGUAUGGGCGCGGAAACUAGGCCAGGAGGUCCAUGCUUACGUGGUUAAGUCGAAGAGCUAUUCCAAGCAGUUGGCUAUUCAGUCUGGUUUAGUUGAUAUGUAUUGCAAAUGUGGUGAUAUGGAUUCGGGCAGGCGAGUUUUUUAUUGUUCUAGAGAAAGGAACGCGAUUUCUUGGACUGCUUUGAUGUCAGGAUACGUAUCAAAUGGGAGGCUUGACCAGGCUUUGAGAUCAGUUGUUUGGAUGCAGCAGGAAGGAUUCAAACCUGAUGUUGUCACGGUUGCCACGGUUGUUCCUGUUUGUGCAGAAUUGAGGGCUCUGAAUCAUGGGAAGGAGAUUCAUGCUUAUGCUGUGAAGAAUUGUUUCUUUCCCAAUGUAUCUAUUGUUACUUCUCUGAUGAUUAUGUACUCAAAAUGUGGUGUUUUAGAUUAUUCUUUCAAACUGUUUGAUGGUUUAGAGGCAAGGAAUGUAAUUUCGUGGACAGCCAUGAUUGAGUCAUAUGUGGAGAGUGGGUGUUUACAGGAAGCAAUCAGUGUAUUUAGGUCAAUGCAGUUGUCAAAACACAGGCCAGACUCAGUGGCAAUGGCAAGGAUGUUCAUCGUUUGCAGUGAGCUUAGAGCUGUAAGGCUUGGGACGGAGAUUCAUGGACAGGUCUUGAAGAAAAAAUUUGAGUCAAUUCCUUUUGUUUCUGCAGAGAUUGUGAAGAUGUAUGGUAGUUGUGGAUUGAUUAGCAGUGCAAAGUCAGUAUUUGAUGCAGUCCCUGUUAAGGGUUCUAUGACCUGGACUGCCAUUAUAGAGGCUUAUGGAUAUAAUAAUCUUUAUGACGAUGCAGUUUGUCUUUUUCAUCAAAUGACAUCUGAUGGUUUCACUCCAAACCAUUUCACUUUCAAAGUGGUUUUAUCAAUUUGCAAACAGGCUGGAUUUGUUGAUGAGGCUUGCCAAAUAUUCAGUAUAAUGACUCGAAAAUAUAAACUCAAGGCAUCUGAAGAACAUUACUCUAUAAUAAUUGAACUUCUUAAUACUUUUGGUCGCUUCGAGGAGGCUGAAAGAUUCAUGCAGAUGAGUUCUCUAUCAUCAUGAGAGAGACAGUGGCAUCUUCUUUUCUCAUGUUUCAUUACAUAAAGUAUGCUCCUGGAACCUCCUUGUCUUCUAUUGGAUUUUUAUGUUCUCUCAAUGUAAACAAUCUAUUGUAACUUAGCAUAUAUAGUGAUUAUAAGCCCAGAAAAAUAAAUAAAUUGCUAACAAUUAUCACUUCAAGCGUGUAUAUACAGAGAUAUGUCUUUUCAAGGAUCUUUGCUGUACUUUUAAAAUCACAACUAAAAGAGAGAAGUUUUAUAUUUCUUAUUAGUAGUUUAUACAAGUAGUAUUCUUUUACAGUCAUUCCUGAUGUAAAAAUUUAGAUUCUAUGUGUCCUUUGCUUUGUUGUCAAAAUAAAGAUACUGACAAUUCAGGAAAACUUAGUUUUGGA
Molecule: messenger RNA, 2534 nt
Organism: Durio zibethinus
Lineage: Eukaryota; Viridiplantae; Streptophyta; Magnoliopsida; Malvales; Malvaceae
Product: pentatricopeptide repeat-containing protein At1g71460, chloroplastic-like
Biological process (GO): RNA modification
Molecular function (GO): RNA binding; protein binding
Source: RefSeq, a predicted model, not a curated record